Messenger RNA from Coniosporium apollinis CBS 100218, 1332 nucleotides. RefSeq lists its product as uncharacterized. Bases 1 to 1332 code for a protein of 443 amino acids. The transcript is spliced from 2 exons. The record is from RefSeq and is a predicted model, not a curated record. Lineage: Eukaryota; Fungi; Ascomycota; Dothideomycetes.
AUGGACCCCAACGCCGACGACGAUGCGCCGCUGCAGAGCCCUGGAAUGCCGUUGGACGAGUCAGACAUGCCGUUGGCAAACGCAUUUCUAGAGGAGGCGCCUCUGGAAGGCACACUACUAGCGGACCGACCGUUGGCAGGCCUAUGGCUGGGAGACACACCAAAGCCCCGAUACCGGUCCGUCCCACCCCUGCACGGCCUGUUCGAGAGACCAUCAAUGGACUAUGUAGCGCCAGAGUAUAUCCGAGAUGGCAGAAACCGAUUGCUGGGCCAAAUGAUGCCAUUAAUACGCCAACAGGAGAAUCGGGAGAUGGGCAUGCGAGAGAUGGACGAGAAGAUCCGGGAGUUGAAGGCGCAGAUGGAGGCGUUGACUGUUCCUUCUGACGACAUCUCUGAAGAAGAUGCUGUCGCGCGCCGUGAAGCAGGGAUCGAAGAGAGGAGAGUGAAGACUGUUGGUGAUGUUCUGGCAGAGCUCGAACCGGCUAUCACUCAGAGAGUGGAACGGGAGUGGGAGCGAAAGAGAGAGAAAGAAAAGAAGGAGGAGGAAGCAUUGAAGAUGAGGAGCAAGAACGCAGAGGAGCUGGAAGUGCUGCGGCUGUGGAUGAGAAAAAGAUUAAAAGAACUCCGCAAGGAGACGGAAGAGGAAACGCGGCGAGAAUGGGUGAAGAGGGUUGAACGAGAAGUGCAGGCGGAGGCGGAAGAGAACGAAAAGAGAAAGGACUCUCACCGAAACUCCAUGGGUCCGCCACCCCUUCCCAAGUCUACACUCAAGAAUCCCAGCGUGCCAGCCGCUCAACGGCAACACACGCAAGCGGGCACCGCGAACACCGCAAACACAGCGCACGUAUCGUUCGGCGCCGUAGAAGAAACUACAGCCGAAGAAGUCUUCGAUUCACAACCCGCUCCCAGAUUGAUACUCAGAAUGGGCAACCCUCCAGCCCCUCAACGCCGCGCCACAGGCUCCAGCGCCCUGGACUCCUCAGCCACCGCCUCCUCGCCCUCCGGCACCGUAGCAGCACUCAUGCCUUCACAAGGCCCCUCUCCGGCACCUGGGCCCAAACCCCCAUCCAAACCUCCAAGCGCCCGCACCGACCCCCGCCGCCGAACCCGCUACUCCACCGCCCACCGUGAGGAAGAGCCCGAGAUCCAGCCCUUCACCGCCGCACAGGAAGCGGCGGCCGCAGAGCUCCUGGGACCACUGGCCCACCGACCGUUGCGAUACCUCGCCAUGGGCGAGCUUCAGCAGUUCUUGACGGCGUAUCCGGCGUCGCAUGCGAAGCAUCAGGAGGCUGCGGCCGAGAUUGAGUUUCAAUUGCGGGUCAGGGAAAGCUGA